AUGGAUGACGGGAUGUCUUGGGAAGCUAAGAUAGUUAGGGAGGCGUCUGAUUAUUUUAUAUGUGAAGGAGACUGGCGAUGGUUUGUGGUGUAUAACAAGUUGGAGUUAGGGGACAUGUUGAUCUUCUAUCUUGUUGAGAAAUCAACCUUUCAUGUCCUGCAUUACUCCAAGAAACCUCGUACCAACAUUCGACAUUUUGAAGAACUCAGCUCCGAGGAUGAGGUAGAAAAUGUUGAAGAGAAAGACGAUGAGGAAGAGAACAUUGAAGCUUCAAGAAAAUCUAAGAAAGUGAAAACAGAGCCAAAAGAAUCGUCAGUUCAUGGUACACCGUCCACCGAGUCGGAUGAUGAUUCUACAGAUAUCCUAGAUGGUACUCCAACAAGCAACAGAUCAGGGAAAACAAAAAUUUCAGACAUGGUUGUGCAUUCUGUUGAAAACCUAGGCCAUUGUCCAUUAGGACAGUCCAGCAAAAUGAAAAGACAAGGAGAUACAGAGGAUGAUGUUUCACUUGACAUUCAUAUCAAAAGAAUGGAGAUUGAGAAGAAGCUACAGGGUGUUGCUUCACCUCCUUUCACAAUAGUGGACCACUUAACAAUCGACAACGAAGGCUGCAAGAUGCAGAGUCAACAAUCCAGUGUAAUUUAUGAUGUGCGCAAGACAGUAAUGGAUAAAGAGAAGGCUAUAGCAUAUCAAAGAGCAAAAGCUAAUUUCAAGUCUAAAAAUCCAUUCUUUACAUCUUUUAUGCAUCCUUCGUAUAUCUCCAGAUCGAGCAAUCAUCUGUGCAUAAUGUUGAGAUUUGCUAGGACAUAUAUCCCAGAAAACUGCAGCAACAUAAUGCUUCGUGUUGCAGGCAGGGGAUCUUUGCCUGUCACAUACUAUACGGGAAAAGCACAAGCUAAGAUUGGCAUUGGCUGGGUAGCGUUCGUGCUUGACAAUCAGUUAAAAGUAGGUGAUGUUUGUGUUUUUGAAGUUAUUAAAGGCACUCAGAUCUUCAUGAAUGUCACUAUAUUUCGGGCAGCAGGGAGCAUGCCAAUGCAGGAAACUGAUGGGCAGAUUGUAGUUAGUUUUCAUUAG
This is a messenger RNA of Solanum pennellii, 1074 nucleotides long. Its product is annotated as B3 domain-containing protein Os11g0197600-like. Lineage: Eukaryota; Viridiplantae; Streptophyta; Magnoliopsida; Solanales; Solanaceae. The transcript is spliced from 4 exons. The coding region runs from base 1 to 1074 and encodes 357 amino acids. The record is from RefSeq and is a predicted model, not a curated record. Gene Ontology annotation, molecular function: DNA binding.